GUGGGUGUAAAGAUGGCGGCCUCCUUGGUCAGAUUUGUCCGCAGCGGAUUUGGCAGAAGCUUAAACGUUGCCAGACAGAGCGCUGCGAUUGUCCAGACGAGAUCAACAACAACUGAGAGCAGGCCUACUGUAAGGCCCAAGGAUCCAGUCACCCACUCCCAGCUUUCAGAGUUUGGAGAAUACGUCGCAGAGAUUCUCCCCAAAUAUGUGCAGCAAGUUCAGGUGACCUGCUUUAAUGAGCUGGAGAUCAUGGUCCACCCAGAAGGUAUUAUUCCUGUUCUCACCUUCUUGAAGGAUCACACAAAUGCUCAGUUCCGCAAUCUGGCUGAUCUGACAGCUGUGGACAUCCCUUCAAAGCAGAACCGCUUUGAGAUUGUGUACAAUCUGCUGUCCUUGCAUUAUAACUCUCGUAUCCGAGUAAAGACCUACACGGAUGAGCUGACUCCUCUUGACUCCUCUGUGCCUGUGUUCCAGGCGUCUAACUGGUAUGAGAGAGAGGUUUGGGACAUGUUUGGAGUUUUCUUCACAAACCAUCCAGAUCUGAGACGCAUCUUGACAGAUUAUGGAUUUGAAGGCCAUCCAUUCAGGAAAGAUUUCCCGUUAUCUGGAUAUGUGGAGGUGCGCUAUGAUGAUGAAGUGAAGCGGGUUGUGGCAGAACCUGUGGAGCUGGCUCAGGAGUUCCGUAAGUUUGACUUGAACAGUCCAUGGGAAGCAUUUCCUGCAUACCGGGAGCCUAAAGAAGCACCCAAGCUGGAGUCUGGGGAUAAAUCAGAAAAAUAAACCUCUAUGUGCUGUGACGCUGGAGAGCUGUCAUCAUACCCUCAGAUUAAUCCUCUGAACAUUAUUUAUGUAAAUAAACAUUGUGCUACAUCUAAAUAAAACAUUGAAAAUAA
Molecule: messenger RNA, 893 nt
Organism: Danio rerio (zebrafish)
Lineage: Eukaryota; Metazoa; Chordata; Actinopteri; Cypriniformes; Danionidae
Gene: ndufs3
Product: NADH:ubiquinone oxidoreductase core subunit S3
Biological process (GO): proton transmembrane transport
Cellular component (GO): membrane; mitochondrion
Molecular function (GO): NADH dehydrogenase (ubiquinone) activity; oxidoreductase activity, acting on NAD(P)H
Source: RefSeq, marked provisional